GUGUUGGCUAACAGCUCAAUUGGUUAAUUUGGCGUCUGUUGUUGUUGCGUGCAGCACAUAAAUAAAUAGCAAUUACAAGCUUUGAAAUGUCUAACGCGGACGAAUUUUACCCAGAUAUAGAAGCGUGGUGUCGCCUUUGCCUGAACGAACACAAGGAUGCCUACACCAUAUUCGCCGACGACGAUGCACAGCUCUCAAUACCGAUGCGACUGAUGGCUUGCCUCUCGCUGGAGGCGAAGUCAACUGAUGGCUUGCCGAAAAGGAUAUGCGGCGAUUGUCGCUACCAGCUGGAAAAAUCAUUUGUCUUUCGUCAGCGUAGCCAGGCGGCUGAUAAGAAGCUGCGCAAGCACAUCCGCCUGGUUAGCAUGGGUAAGAAGAGCCGGGUCUUUGCCAAGCAGUUGGAUGACUCGGACGAGGAUGAGUUGGAGUUCGAAGAGUCCACGGCAUUCAUAGAACAAAUGGAAGAUGAGCACGACAAGCGAUCGCAAAAGUGGCGCAAAAAGUACAAGCAAGACAUAGAGAAGGAGUUCGCCAGUCGCCUCGAAGCCUCUCGAGAGCAACUGACUGGUGAUCUUCGCAAGCAGCUCAUGGAGGAAGUGCGUAGCGAUGUGCGUCUGCAACUGCGCGACGAGGUGCAGGAGGAGAGUCGCAAGGAACAGCUUGCCAAACUCUUGGGUGAACUUGAAGUUUUUCUAGUCGAAAAGAAAUCGGGUCUAUGGCAGCCACUCGGUGAACUGCCACCUGAACCCAAGGCCAAUAGCCAAUCGCUUCCUGUAUCUCCACCAACAGAAGCGCCUACACUAACAUCGGCACCAACACCAGCAAUUAAACCGAGCCCAACGAUUGAGCCGCGUCAACUGCGCAAACGUGAACGUAACUCAUCGCCCACCGUUCAAUUGAAGCGUUGUCAGAAACUAUCGGAAAGUCAAGAUACGGAAUUUGUGCUGGAAACCGAUUCGAAAGUGGAUCAAAUUUCGGUGGGUGAUACCUCGGAGGGUUUCCCCGAUAUUAAAAUGGUCGGCGCUGGCGAUAUUGUAACCAGUAAAAAUGGUGAAAUCUAUAUUAUUAAUGCCGGCUCCACGGCACCCACAUCCACAUCCUCAAUAGAAUUUCGGCAGGAUAAGAGCAUUACAUCCUACAACAUUAAGGAUAAUGGGGACAUACAGUUUACUGAUGCGAAAUCUGAGGAUUUAGGUGAUGUUGUGGUUUUUGAUCUUCAUGCUGAUGUUGGCGACGAACAGCAGCUGUAUGAGUUCAACGACAAUGUCAUCAUAUUGUCAAACGAAAAGACGACCAAUGAUAUCCCAACUCCCGUCAAACGUUCGAAGAACGAUUUCGUCUUGAAGCGAGCACCGCGCAGCACCAAACCGAGCAUUGGACGUGUUAGCGAUACGUUGAAGACCUUUCAGUGCCAGCUGUGCCCCAUAGCGUUUGCCACAGAGAAACUGCUGUCACGCCAUCUCAGCACACAUAUCAAAGCGCUUAAGAACGGCAACGGUGGCGCCCUUCGGUGUCCCGUUUGCGAUCUGCAGUUAUCCUGUGCCAGUUCGCUUAAGCGUCACAUGAUCAUCCACACGGGCCUCAAGCCAUACAAAUGCGAUGAGUGCGAUUUGUCCUUUUCGCAGCGUGAAGUGCUCAAGCGACACAUGGAUAGGCAUACGGGAACCAAACGGCAUCAGUGUCCACAGUGCGAGACGUGCUUUGCGCAAAAGACCAAUCUGCAGCAGCAUGUCAAUCGCAUGCACAGCAAGGACGGCGAGCGUCAGCACAAGUGUCACCUGUGCAAGAGUAGCUUCAAUCAUGUCUCGGGUCUCAGUCGUCACCUGGUGACCCAUGCGGGCGUCACGUUCGCCUGCAAGGAGUGCGGACGACAGUUCAACGAUCGCAGCGCUGUCCAGCGGCAUCUGCAGAAUGUGCACAAGAUUAAGGAUGAAUGUGCCGAGUUAGCCAUCGUUGGCAAUGCCAGUGAGGCGGAGUUUGAAUAAGCUGUCUAGUUAUAGUAUAGGUGCAUCUAAUUACAUUUUAAACAGUGAACUAGCUAAUUAUUUAAAUCAAAUUUGUCUUCACAAAUUUUGCAAUUUUUUUCGAAAUUCUUUGUCAAGAGCUCACAAUUUAAAUUUUUUUGGCACGAAAGUUUAACAAUUUUCUUUAUUGGUUUGAAACUGUGGAAAUAAAGCACGAAAAACACUUGAUGACAAGCCAUGCGCAAGAUAUACGUGUAUCGUUAACAAAGAACAGAUUUGGAACAGUUUCAACAUGAUGCGGUAGCUUAAUAUAAGAUAGCUAACUACAUAGACAUAUGGUAUACAUACAGUUAUAAUAUCGUUUAAUAUAAUACACAUAACAGAAUUGUACAAUACGCUUUAGGCAAAUACAUUGUACAUACAUAUAUUUAAACAUUUUUAAACAAUAAACAUUCAUAUAA
Drosophila grimshawi is the source of this 2425-nucleotide messenger RNA. RefSeq names its product myoneurin. Bases 87 to 1985 code for a protein of 632 amino acids. The record is from RefSeq and is a predicted model, not a curated record. Gene Ontology annotation, molecular function: DNA-binding transcription factor activity; zinc ion binding; RNA polymerase II cis-regulatory region sequence-specific DNA binding. Lineage: Eukaryota; Metazoa; Arthropoda; Insecta; Diptera; Drosophilidae. The transcript has 3 exons. Gene Ontology annotation, cellular component: nucleus. Gene Ontology annotation, biological process: regulation of transcription by RNA polymerase II.